AUGGUAACAAUAGUCUCAAAACUUGAUACAGCUCAUCGUCUCACUAUUCAUGAUGUUCAAAUGAAUUAUUAUGGUACUCGACUUGCUACUUGUUCCAGUGAUCAUUUGGUUAAAAUUUUCGAAUUAAAACCAUCAGGACAGACAUAUCCUUCUGCUGAGCUAAGUGGUCAUACAGGUCCUGUUUGGCAAGUAGCUUGGGCUCAUCCGAAAUUUGACAAUGUAGUAGCUUCAUGUUCAUAUGACAAGCGAGUCAUUAUUUGGAAAGAAAUAGCGGGAAAGUGGCAAAAGUUUUAUGAAUGGAAUCAUCACGAUGCAAGUGUCAAUUCAAUAAGUUGGGGACCUCAUCAGUUUGGCCUUACAUUGGCGUGCGCAUCAACUGAUACGACGUUAUCUGUGCUUACUUUCGAUAAGGAACAAAUAUGGACUCAUAAGAUUAUCGUUAAAGCUCAUGAGCAGGUUCCAGAACAUAGAAGUUUUGUUCAGUUUCUAAGAGUGCCUUCGAAAUUUCAGGGCUGUAAUGCAGUUUCAUGGGCUCCUGCUUUGUAUUCAGCUUCCCUUCUUGAAAGCACAGGUUGUGUCUUGUCCAAGCGAAUAGUAUCUGGUGGCAAUGAUAAUUUAGUUAAAAUAUGGAGGGAAAAGAAAGAAAGUGAUUGGGAACUAGAUGUUGAAUUAGAAGGGCAUAGUGACUGGGUGCGUGAUGUUGCAUGGGCUCCAGUUGCUGCAUAUAACACGAUUGCUUCAUGUGGACAAGAUAAACGAGUAAUCAUUUGGCGUUGUUCGAACAUCGAUCAACGACAUUGGAUAUCGCAGGAACUGACUGUUUGCGAUGACAUUUUGUGGCAUGUUAGCUGGUCGCUUUGUGCCACAAUUCUUGCUGUAUCCGGUGCUAAUAAUGAAGUUUCAUUGUGGAAGGAGAGUGUUAAUAAUGAAUGGAUACAGAUUUCAAAAUCAGAAGAUGACUGA
Thelazia callipaeda (thelaziosis nematode) is the source of this 963-nucleotide messenger RNA. The record is from the annotation of a GenBank genome assembly. NCBI's taxonomy places the organism in Eukaryota, Metazoa, Nematoda, Chromadorea, Rhabditida, Thelaziidae.